GUGCCCUGUUUUCUUUUCAAGUUUUCUCCCGUCCGCUCAACCUCUCCUCGCGUUUAAUCACGCACGCCCUCCUCCCGUCACUCUUUGUGUCAUUCCCUUAAAUACUUGACUUCCUAGUCAACACACUCUCUCAACCCCACGCACAACACCCCCACAUCUCUCAUCCCUUUCACUCUUUCAGUCAUGUUCGGUGCUCUCCCAGUCCUCUCUUUGGCUCUCGCUGCUUUCUCCGCUGUCUCCGCUCGUGUUGUUCCUCGCGCAAACCCCCCUGCUGGUUGGGACACCAGUUAUCUCGAGCCAUACGACAACUAUCAUUGUCGCUAUCUCGCUGUUGGCUGUGACACUCAACAUGGCACGUCGUUCUUUGAUCAGUGUUGCCAUCCUUUGUUGGCGACCGAGUCCGCCUCCUCUCUCCCUUCGCAGUGCCAGCUCCCUUCCGGUGUCACUUGUUCCAACGGCGAACCUGUAACUGCCUCGGACGAUGGCGACUGCACUGAGGGACCGUCGUCAACACCUUCC
Molecule: messenger RNA, 519 nt
Organism: Serpula lacrymans var. lacrymans S7.9
Lineage: Eukaryota; Fungi; Basidiomycota; Agaricomycetes; Boletales; Serpulaceae
Exons: 4
Source: RefSeq, a predicted model, not a curated record